Molecule: messenger RNA, 1764 nt
Organism: Bipolaris victoriae FI3
Lineage: Eukaryota; Fungi; Ascomycota; Dothideomycetes; Pleosporales; Pleosporaceae
Exons: 2
Coding region: 1-1764 (587 amino acids)
Source: RefSeq, a predicted model, not a curated record
AUGCGCCUCCCAGUCGCGUAUCUGCGACAGCCCUUCGCGUACCCCUCUCAGCAGGCUGGCCCGGUACUGCGGACAAGGUUAUGUCAUCCUCGGCGGGUCCGCGCUCUGAGUGGCCAGUCUGGCCCUCCUGCUCCCGGUAACGAGGCGCCUAACCCAGUCGACGAUGCUGCUGAGCGUCUGGAGGAGGAAGAAGCAGAAGCAGAGUCUGACAAACGAGAGGCCAAAAGAGCUGCCUGGCGUAGUACUGGCUGGAAAAUGUUCGAGGCCGCUGCCACGACGGGAGCGAGCAUCUUUAUCCUGGGCUGUGUGGGCAUUGGCUACACCAAGUACUACAAGUGGAACGUGCUCGAAAAGAUGGAAAAUGCUUUUCGUGAGGGCGAUCCUGUACUUGAUCUGGCCGCGACUAGCAAAGAGAUGCCCAAGACCGGUGCAGAACCCACGCGGCUUAACGUGACCAAAGGCAACAUUGAGGAUGAUGAUGAUGAAGAAGGCUACGAUCGAUGGAUCCCCCGUGAUGAGCAAGAAAGGAUUGACAAGAUUGUCUGGGGCCAGACCAAAGGACGCUACCAUCUGCUUAUUGGUGAAAAGGGCACGGGAAAGACGUCUAUGCUGAUUGAUGCCAUGGCCAAGAUUAACGGCGAAGGAUGCUCCAUGAUGGAAGCCCAUGCCGACCUUGAAGUCUUUCGUGUCCGGCUGGGUCGAUGUCUCGAUUUUGAAUAUCACGAGGACAACAUUGGCUCGCUCUUCUCCAUCCGUGGACCACGCGAUGCCGGCCCCAUCCUCGACAUUGAACGUGCCUUCAACAAGCUUGAAAAAGUAGCUCUCAGACGACGCGCAACCAUUGGGCGACCACUGAUCCUCAUUAUCAACUCUGCCCAUUUGAUUCGAGAUGACGAGGACGGCAGGGACCUCCUUGAGCUCAUUCAACAACGUGCAGAGCAAUGGGCUGCCUCUAAUCUUGCAACUGUCAUUAUCAACUCGGACAAAUAUUGGGUCUUUGAGCGACUGAAGCAAUAUGCCACGCGCAUGGAAGUCCACCAGAUCAAGGAUCUGACCAAAGACCGUGCUAUGCAAGCCCUGCGAAACUAUCGGAUGAAGUACUAUGGCGAGAAGGUGAAAGAAUCCAUCCUCGAGGAAAUCUACGACAAGAUUGGCGGUCGUCUAACCUUUCUCAACCGUGUCGCCAAAUCCGAAGACAUGAUUGCCAAGUGCGACAGCAUCUGUGAAAUGGAAAAAAUCUGGUUCCUAAACAACUGCGCCAUUCUCGGCGAGGAAAUGGACGACGAUGUCAUGGAUCAACAAAAAUACGCGUCCACCGCCAUGGUACUCGCCCACGCCCUCUACAAGCGCUACCACGAAAUGGACGCAAACUACGACCCAAAAGCCGGCCAUAUCCUGCCAUCGAUCCCCCUCCACCGCGCCCGCUACAUCAUGACGCGCUCCGACUUCAUCCGCCAACACCACGACCUCUCCAUCUUCUCCAUCGACUCGCACGCCGUCGUCCGCGCCGACUCCGUCCCCAUGCAACGCGCCUUUAACGAAAUCUGUGCCGAGCCCGGCUUCGAAAAGUUCCUAGAGGCCACCCUCGAUCGUAUCGCUGGUAUCGAGUCGCUUGGUCGUACUAAGGAACUUACGUUUAAGGAUCUAUGGGAUGGUGGCAAGUAUAAGAUUACGACUACGAAUACGAAGGGUGAGGUCCAAGGGCAGGUUGAGAUGGAGACUGUGAAGGGGAAGGAGGAUGACGAUGAUGAUGGUGAUGAUUAA